Tachyglossus aculeatus (Australian echidna) is the source of this 3884-nucleotide messenger RNA. RefSeq names its product zinc finger MYM-type containing 3 (gene ZMYM3). Gene Ontology annotation, molecular function: zinc ion binding. The transcript is spliced from 23 exons. The record is from RefSeq and is a predicted model, not a curated record. NCBI's taxonomy places the organism in Eukaryota, Metazoa, Chordata, Mammalia, Monotremata, Tachyglossidae. The coding region runs from base 2 to 3715 and encodes 1237 amino acids.
UAUGGCCGGGGGCUCCCCCGAGCGGGAGCCCCCGGAACCCCCCAGCCCCCCGGCGGGAGACCCCCGGGAGGGCGGAGGCGGCGGCUCCCAGACGGACCCCGGAGGCCCCGGCUCUCCGGCCCCUUCCGGCUUGGCAGGGGCCGUCCAGCCCGAGAGGGGGAGCGAGCCGCCGCUGGAGAAGGGGCACAAGAGGAGCGAGCGGGCGCGGAGGUCGGAGGCCACCAAGGCCGAGACCGUGGACUCGGCGGAGAGCAUCCCGGUGUCGGACGAGGACUCGGACGCCAUGGUGGACGACCCCAACGACGAGGACUUCGUGCCCUUCCGGCCGCGCCGCUCCCCCCGCGUGUCCCUGCGGGCCCACGCGGCCUCCCGGGCCGCCGCCGCCGCCGCCGCCCGCUCGGCGGGCGCCAAGAUGACCUGCGCCCACUGCCGCACGCCCCUGCAGAAGGGGCAGACGGCCUACCAGCGCAAGGGCCUGCCGCAGCUCUUCUGCUCCGCCUCCUGCCUCACCUCCUUCUCCAAGAAGCCCGCCGGCCGGAAGGCCUGCACCUUCUGCAAGAAGGAGAUCUGGAACGCCAAGGACUCCAUCAUGGCCCAGACGGGCACGGGCAGCUCCUUCCACGAGUUCUGCACGUCCGUGUGCCUGUCGCUGUACGAGGCCCAGCAGCAGCGGCCCGACCCCCAGCCGGGCGAGGCCCCCGCCGAGACCACGGCCCGCUGCAGCGUCUGCCACAGGGCCGGGGAGGUCCUGCACGAGGUGAGCAACGGCAGCGUGGUCCACCAGCUGUGCAGCGACUCCUGCUUCAGCAAGUUCCGGGCCACCAAGGGGCUGAAGACCAACUGCUGCGACCAGUGCGGGGCCUACAUCUACGGCAAGGGCGGGGGGCCGCCCGCCCAGCAGCUGUUCCACGAGGGGCAGCAGAAGCGGUUCUGCAGCGCGGCCUGCCUCGGCGGCUACAAGAAGAAGAACACGCGUGUGUACCCGUGCGUCUGGUGUAAGACCCUCAGCAAGAACUUCGAGAUGCUCCCCCACGUCGACAGGAACGGCAAGACGGGCCUGUUCUGUUCCCUGUGCUGCACAACCUCCCAUAAAGUGAAGCAGGCCGGCCUCGUGGGCCCCCCGCGGCCCUGCAGCUUCUGCCGCCGCAGUCUCCCGGAUCCCUGCUACUAUAACAAGGCCGACCGCACCGUCUAUCAGUUCUGCAGCCCCAGCUGCUGGUCCAAGUUCCAGCGGUCGAGCCCCGAAGGCGGCCCGCACCUCACCUGUCACUACUGCCACAGCCUCUUCAGCACCAAGCCCGAAGUCCUGGAGUGGCAGGACCAGGCCUUCCAGUUCUGCUGCCGGGACUGCUGCGAGGACUUCAAGCGCCUGCGCGGCGUGGUGUCCCAGUGUUCCCACUGCCGCCAGGAGAAACUGCUCCACGACAAGCUGCGCUUCAGCGGCGUCGAGAAGAGCUUCUGCAGCCAGGGCUGCGUGCUCCUCUACAAGCAGGACUUCACGAAGAAGCUGGGCCUGUGCUGCGUGACAUGCACCUACUGCUCCCAGACAUGCCAGCGCGGGGUGAGCGAGCAGCUGGACGGCAGCACCUGGGACUUCUGCAGCGAGGCCUGCAAGGACAAAUACCUGCUCUGGUACUGCAAGGCCGCCCGCUGCCACGCCUGCAAACGCCAGGGCAAGCUGCUGGAGACCAUCCACUGGCGCGGGCAGGUCCGACACCUGUGCAACGAGCAGUGCCUGCUCCGCUUCUACAGCCACCAGAACCAACCCAACCUGGACACGCAGAGCGGCCCCGAGAGCCUCCUCAACCAUCAGUCUCCGCCGGAGCCCAGACCCUCCACGCCCGCCGCGCCCGCCCAGGCCGGAGCGGAUCACGGCCCCCCGGUGAGAGGCGGGAGCGGGGGGGACGGGGUCCCCCACCCCGGCCGGGGGCGGCCGCCAACCUGCGACUCCCCCGGCCGGGCACAGCUCUCCGGCAGGACCCGCUCGGCCACGCAGCCGCCCCCGCCGCCCCCGCCGCCGCCGCCGUCCACGCCCCGGAAGAACAAGGCCGCCAUGUGCAAGCCGCUGAUGCAGAACCGCGGGGUGACCUGCCACGUGGAGACGUCCUCCAAGGGCUGCCAGACGGAGGAGGAGCAGAAGCCGCCCCAGGUGAUCGUGCUGCCCAUCCCCGUGCCCGUCUUCGUCCCGGUGCCUAUGCAUCUGUACUGCCAGAAGGUGCCCGUGCCUUUCUCCAUGCCCGUGCCGGUCCCCGUCCCCCUGUUCCUGCCCACCACGCUGGAGAACACGGACAAAAUCGUGGAGACCAUCGAGGAGCUCAAAGUGAAAAUCCCGUCCAACCCCCUGGAGGCGGACAUCCUGGCCAUGGCGGAGAUGAUCGCCGAGGCCGAGGAGCUGGACAAGGCCUCGUCCGACCUCUGCGACCUGGUGAGCAACCAGAGCACGGAAGGCCUCCUGGAGGACUGCGACCUCUUCGGCCCCGCCCGGGACGACGUCCUGGCCAUGGCGGUCAAGAUGGCCAACGUCCUGGACGGGCCCGGCCAGGACCUGGAGGCGGACUUCCCCAAGAACCCCCUGGACAUCAACCCCAGCGUGGACUUCCUGUUCGACUGCGGCCUGGUGGGGCCCGACGAGGUGUCCGCGGCCGAGCAGGACCUGCCCCGGGCCAUCCGGAAGGGCCAGAAGCGACUGGUGCUGUCCGAGAGCUGCUCCCGGGACUCCCUGAGUAGCCAGCCCAGCUGCACCCCGGGCCUCAACUACUCCUACGGGGUCAACGCUUGGAAGGCCUGGGUCCAGGGCAAGUACGCCGGCGGCGGCGGCGGCGGCGGCGGCGGCGAGGCCGGCGGCAAGGCCGAGGAGCUCCGCUUCGGCCCGAAGCCCAUGCGGAUCAAGGAGGACAUCCUGGCCUGCACCGCGGCCGAGCUCAACUACGGCCUGGCCCAGUUCGUGCGGGAGAUCACCCGGCCCAACGGCGAGCGCUACGAGCCCGACAGCAUCUACUAUCUCUGCCUCGGCAUCCAGCAGUAUCUGUUGGAGAACGGGCGCAUGGUGAACAUCUUCACAGACCUGUAUUACCUGACCUUCAUCCAGGAGCUCAAUAAGUCCCUGAGCAGCUGGCAGCCCUCCCUCCUGCACAACAACACGGUGUUCUCACGCGUGGAGGAGGAGCACCUCUGGGAGUGCAAGCAGCUGGGCGUCUACUCACCCUUCGUCCUCCUCAACACCCUCAUGUUCUUCAACACCAAGUUCUUCGGGCUGCAGACGGCCGAGGAGCACAUGCAGCUCUCCUUCGCCAACGUGGUGCGCCAGGCCCGCAAGGGCGGCGGCGCCCGGGGCGGGGGGGCCCCCAAAGGGGCCAGCAUCCGCUACUACGCACCCCCGGUCCGCCAGAGGAAGGGGCGAGAUGGGGGCGCGGGCAAACGGAAGCGGGAGGAGGAGCAGCUGCCCGUCCUGGAGCAGCGCGAGAACCGCCUCAACCCCCUGCGCUGCCCCGUCAAGUUCUACGAGUUCUAUCUGUCCAAAUGCCCCGAGACCCUGCGCGGGCGGAGCGACGUCUUCUACCUCCAGCCCGAGCGGUCCUGCCUGGCCGAGUCGCCGCUGUGGUACUCCGUCAUCCCCAUGGACCGCGGCAUGCUGGAGAGCAUGCUCAACCGCAUCCUGGCCGUGCGGGACAUCUACGACGACCCGCCCCGCCCCGGCGAGGACCAGCUGGACUGAGGCGCCCGGCGGCGGGCACCCCCCCCCCCCCGGACCCCCUCGGGGGGCGGGAAGCCCACCCCGGGGGGCGACGGAAUCGCCGGGCGGGGGGCGGAGGAGCGGGCGGGGAGGCCUCGCCCCGUUGCCGCCGCCCGGGCCCCCCGCACCCACGACACCAAACACACACGGA